Cydia splendana is the source of this 2343-nucleotide messenger RNA. It is a transcript of the gene cpb, whose product is annotated as F-actin-capping protein subunit beta. Gene Ontology annotation, biological process: barbed-end actin filament capping; actin cytoskeleton organization; negative regulation of filopodium assembly. Bases 145 to 972 code for a protein of 275 amino acids. Gene Ontology annotation, molecular function: actin filament binding. The transcript has 6 exons. Gene Ontology annotation, cellular component: cytoplasm; F-actin capping protein complex. The record is from RefSeq and is a predicted model, not a curated record. Lineage: Eukaryota; Metazoa; Arthropoda; Insecta; Lepidoptera; Tortricidae.
AAAAACAUUACGUAGUUUACUGUCAAUCAAUUGGAGUCUUUUGGGUUUGGUUUGGUAAUUUUUGUAAUUGAACAUUUCCAAAGUGCAUUGGUAUUUUUUGUUAUUUUAUUUUAGUUGUUAAUUUCUGUAAAAAUUAAGUUUACGAUGACGGAGCAGCAAAUGGAUUGUGCUUUGGAUUUGAUGCGGAGGCUGCCGCCUCAGCAGAUUGAGAAGAAUUUAACAGAUUUAAUAGAUCUCGUGCCAAGUUUAUGUGAGGACCUUCUGUCUUCCGUGGAUCAGCCAUUGAAGAUUGCUAAAGAUCGUAGCAACGGAAAGGACUAUUUGCUCUGUGAUUACAACAGGGACGGUGACUCGUACAGGUCGCCGUGGUCGAACACGUACGACCCUCCUCUAGAGGAUGGCUCUAUGCCCUCAGAAAGACUAAGAAAGCUAGAAAUCGACGCUAAUCAUGCGUUCGACCAGUACCGAGAAAUGUAUUUUGAAGGUGGCGUCAGCUCAGUAUAUUUGUGGGACAUGGACCAUGGUUUUGCAGGGGUAAUAUUGAUAAAGAAAGCCGGAGACGGGUCACAGAAGAUCAAAGGUUGCUGGGACUCCAUACACGUCGUGGAGGUGGUUGAGAAGAGCUCCGGUCGCAACGCUCAUUACAAGCUAACGUCCACCGCCAUGCUUUGGCUGCAGACCAACAAGGAGGGCAGUGGGACGAUGAACCUUGGUGGCAGUCUUACUAGACAGGCGGAGCAAGAUUCGGCGGUAAGCGACGUGACCCCGCACAUAGCCAACAUCGGCCGCAUGGUCGAGGAUAUGGAAAACAAAAUCAGAAAUACCCUCAAUGACAUUUAUUUCGGCAAAACCAAGGACAUAGUGAACGGGCUCCGGUCCGUGGUGCCGGCGGAGGUGGAGCGCCGCACGCAGGCGCUGCGCCACGACCUGGCCGUCGCGCUGCAGCGCCGGCACCAGGCCCGCGCCGACUGACUGCCCGCCGAGUGACUAUGUGUGAGGUGGAUACUGGGUGAAUUAAUUAGUAGAUAUUAACAACGACGUUAGGACAAGCUCAAAAGUCUCCCGUAGCAGUUACAAACAAUCUAAACUCUACAUUUCUCUUCUUAAUCUUUCUAGACUGCACAAGGUUACUGCUCGAAACUUGUUAGCUAUUAUCGUAAUUUACGAUGCAUUGAAGUAAUAAGUUAAAUAGAAUAUAAUGUAUUUGAUUGUGUUGCCAAUGGGCAAGGGUAAAAAAGCGCCGUAACGAUAUCGUUCCUACAAUGAUAUUCAGUGAAUAUUAAUCAUAAUUAUAAAGGGAAAUUAUUUGUUUGUGGGCUCUGAAUAAAUAACUACUAUUGGCAGAUCCACACAGAAUGACUCGCCUCGCGAAGCAGCUCGGUCUGUGGAGACGUGCCUCGCCCAAGGCAUUGCGGCCGCGAGUGCGUUUGCUUCGCGCGGCAAUUUCUUCGCGAGGCGGUUCGUUCUGUGUCGACCCGCCUAAUGAAAAAGGUUUACUUCCUCUGAUUUUACUCGCCGUAAUUUUACUCCCUCUGAUUAUGAAUGUCACUUUAAAAUACCAUGUUUUUAAAUUUAUCUCGCUUAUUCAGUAUUUUACUUGGACUAUAACCAGUAAUCUAUGCUGUAUGUCAUUAGCUAGUAUUAUGAGUUACAAAAUUUCAUGAAUCAUAUUAAAAACAUCGUACUUUCGGGACGCUAAACUGAAAUGACCUUGUUUCUAUUUAUACUGUCUUCAGAAUGUUCUAUUAAUAACAUAUUACUUCAAUGCUAUAAUAUAUUUAUAAAUAAAGAAAACUAGCAGCGGUGUUAGUUCAAUGCAGCCAAAAUGGUGCUUUGAAAGAUAUUAGUCCAUAUUUCAAGAUGUAAUUCGUAAUAUAUGAAAAUAGUUAUUUAAAUAUACUGUAAAAAUCUAAAUUAAGAACACAAUGACUGUCGAGUUUAUGUUUUACAUGUAUAUAAUAAUUUGAUGUAAAUUAGUUAUGUAUUUAACUUCACCCAAUAUGAUCCAUCUCGAUUUACUUUGCAUUUUUAUAGCUUAGUUUUUUUUAUUUAAAGCAGGAUGUUGGUUUGGAUGUAAAUUAUAUAAAACAAUAUUCAUUUCGCAUUUAAUAAUUGAAAUAACGCAUUUAAAAAUCAUUGGAUGAUUGUAAGAUUUGUAAGUAUUUGUUCAAGUCCAGACUGACAUUCUAAUAGUAUUUUAUUCUUUGUAACUAUAAGAGAUUCAAUUUAUUAUUGAAAUAAAAUUAUUAUUGUAACAAAUAACCAUUUCUUUUAUGUUGCGAUUUAAUACACUAAUUGUUAUCAUAUUGGCCUCUCUAAAUAAAACAAAUAUUUACUUGAAAA